AUGCUUGCAAUUCUACUUCCUCUGAUAUUAAAAUUCGUCAUACCUGCACGAAAACAGCGGAAUGUCACUACGGUAACAUUAUCAACAUCAAUGUCAUCAUCGCCAGCAACAUCAUCGCCAACAACAUCAUCGCUUUCAUCAAUGGAAACAACACCAUCGUCAACGGCAGCGUCACCGUCAUCGAUAGAAACAAUACCAUCACCAACGGCAACAUCGUCAUUAUUGAUGGUAACAACACCAUCAACACCAGCUGCUAUCAAAACUGAACAAUCAGGUAAGCUGUACAUAAACACUUCUUAAUCUACUUAAAUAUUACUUUCAAGUCAGGUAUAUGUAGUUGCUAUGCAUCUAGAUAACGAGUAAACUAACACUACUUAAAUUCAGUAACAUAGCAAAAGUCAGACAAAUUUAUUUACAGUAAAAAACUUCGGCAAAAAUCACUUUAGAUUUUUCAUAGGCUUCAGAAAAUUCAGAUUGAUUUCAAAUGAUUUUGGAUGAUUAAUACAAUUUAGACUGAUUUAAGAGUAAUUUAAAUUAUCCAGCUUUUUUCUAGUAUUUGAGAAAAUACCAUCAUCUACAUUUACAUUCACACAACAUUUUGAAAGAUAGUAGAUAUUACGCAAUCUUUGCCGAAGUUAACAGUUGUAUCAACACUCAAUCGAUAAGCGGAGAAUAGCUUUUUAUUUUUUCAGGAUCUAUACAUACACAUUACUGGCGAAACUAUUUCAUGCGAGAUAGUCGUACAACAAUGUUGAAUUUCUUGAAGUAAAUAAGCUUGAAACAAGAUAAUAAUGAGAGCUUCUCAUCUAGUCACAGAGAAGUGUGCAACGAGUACUGAGUGUCUCCAGCUAUUUCAUGACAGCAAUGUGUUCUUCUAAAUUCAAGUUGCUCAUUUGUUGAGCGUUUUAGAGUUGAGCAUCAUUCUCAUUCAUUGUUAAAAAUGCAUUGACUACUUGCUCUACAUUGACCGCGAAGCUUUUGUAAGUUAUCGAUGACUUCAUUCCUUCCGAAUAUGACUAUUUACACGAGCACACUUCUAAGUAAUAUCCACGAUUCUAUUAAAGAUAUUCUUAUUUUCUCAAAAACUGGGAACAAUGUUGACGCAAUGACUGAUGAUAGUUUGUAAAGUUGUCGCGUGACUUCAGAAUGCGAUUUCGUACUGAUAAUUAUUUAGUUCUGAUAUAUGACGGAAAUACGCCUCGAAGAAAGCUCGCUCUUUUUUAUGCGUAAUCGUACAAAUAUAGAAAUGAAUUAAAUCAGAUGAAAAGAAACAAGAACCGCUUUAAAGUUACAGUCAAGAUUUGUUGGAUAAAACGAAAAAUGUAUGGAUUUCCGAUGCGAUUGUUGUAAUAAAAAGCGGAAGUCAAAAUUCCAUCGCACUAUUUAAUAACUGUUAUUGUCAAUGACCACAAGUUAAGUUUCGGAAGAACUGUGUUAACUUCACGCUUCAUUACCCUCGUUUUCCUAGUGGUCUUAAUCGAUAGAAAAUGAUUGGGUUACCAGUUUUCAUCAGCAUUCAUGCUGGAUCCUGCCUAUCACGUGCGUAUUAACGCUCGCUGUAUAUAAUUAAACAGCUUUCAUGGAAACAAGUUGCAUGCAACACAUAAAAAAAAGACGUGAAUUUUAUUCACUAAUGGGUAUAUCAAUGCAAUGGCACUACAAAGAAUAUGCGCUAAAAUCCUCACUGUGAGGGCGAUAACUAGGUUAAUAACCAGACUUGAUAUCGCAAAUCCAACAGGCCGUUUGUUCUAAUCUUUCUGUAACUACCAGUAUUCCCUACACCCUCGACAUCAAUUAUAUUAAAGUGAAUGUCGAAAACUUAUUCAUAUUCUUUACAUUACUGAUCACUAAUGCAUCUUCUUCAUUUUAGCAGUUAUUUCAGAUAACUACUAAUUGUCUUAACCCUUUGGCUGCCGACAUAGGAGAGAGAAAAGAGUACUUUAGAAAAUCAUUAUGGCUGCUUAUUUUUUAUUCAGUUUCAUAGAUUUGCACGAGAUAAUGUCAAAUCUUUUGUAAGGUAUGAAAAUCUUUGAAGCAGCCAAUAAGACACAGUCCAACAUCGCAUUCAGUACAUUGGUAGCACGUAUCCCUCCAUUGUUUUGCACGCCGUUCAGUAUUGCUAUAAACAUAGCAUCUUCUUUGAGGAGUCUGGUUAUUGUCAUUUGGAGGAGCUAGAGACGGAAAAUGUCUGGCUGUCAAUCGCAGUGGAUGAGCAUUCAAUGGCCUCCCAACAUGUGUUUUCUUUGCACCGCACCUUACAAUAAGUUCUCGAAUAAUUUCUAAUUUAAAUUUGGAAAGUUGAAGAUUUUGAUGUUUCAUAGUUUUGAAUAAUUAUAACUGUUGAUAACCGACAGAUCGAUUAUGUGGAAAAAAAGUUUCUUGUACCAUUUGAUGGUUUUUCAAAGAGAUUCUGAAAAUGUUAUCUGCAUACUAGAUUUGUCUACGAUACCCCUGUUUUCAUUGUAUUCUUUUAUGGAUAAUGGUUUGAGAAUUUCUUUACUGAUGCUCGAGCUUCUUUUUUCUAUUGGUACCGUUGAGGGAUUAUGUACAGUUGAUAGCAUAUAUACGUAUUUUUUAUCAUGCCACUUUAUAGCUACCAUAUUUGUAGUAUGUUGUACAGACUGCUCUCCUCGCUGCAAUGUUUCUUGAAAUUUUGGAAAACCGGAACGAUUCUGCUUUACAGUGCCACAAGCGCCCGUUGAACGUUUAUACA
Molecule: messenger RNA, 2713 nt
Organism: Rotaria sp. Silwood2
Lineage: Eukaryota; Metazoa; Rotifera; Eurotatoria; Philodinida; Philodinidae
Source: the annotation of a GenBank genome assembly